Solanum verrucosum is the source of this 1870-nucleotide messenger RNA. Its product is annotated as protein trichome birefringence-like 5. Gene Ontology annotation, cellular component: Golgi apparatus. Gene Ontology annotation, molecular function: O-acetyltransferase activity. The transcript has 6 exons. NCBI's taxonomy places the organism in Eukaryota, Viridiplantae, Streptophyta, Magnoliopsida, Solanales, Solanaceae. The coding region runs from base 1 to 1608 and encodes 535 amino acids. The record is from RefSeq and is a predicted model, not a curated record.
AUGGCACGUUAUACUUGUAUAUUCUUUGUCCUUUUCUUCUUUAUUUCAACUCUCUUCUUUUUCAGCAGAAAAAUUGUUCAACCUACUCAAAUACUCUCUGUUUACAGAGAUACCCUUUCUCAAACCCCUAUACUCUUGCAAAAUCAGACCCCCAUUGCACCAAAAUCUGAUCUUGAUAAUAGUUUGGUUAACCCCAUUUCACCAAAGACUUCUACAGAGAUACCCAUUUUGCCAAAAUCUGAUUUUGAUGGUAGUUUGGUUGAAUCAGAGACCAUUUCUAGUUCUAGUGAGACAUCGAGAUUUAAAGGACUAGAGGCUAAUACAGAGAUACCCAUUUUGCCAAAAUCUGAUUUUGAUGGUAGUUUGGUUGAAUCAGAGGCUAUCUCUAAUUCUAGUGAGACAUCAAGAUUUCAAGGACUAGAGGCUAAUACAGAGAUACCCAUUUUGGCUAAAACUGAUUUUGAUGAUAAUUUGGUUAAACCUAUUUCACCUGAGACUAUUUCUAGUUCUAGUGAGAAGUCAAAAUCUGAUCUUGAUGUAACAUCAGAAACACCCAAAUCUAGUUUAGUUGAGAAAAACUCAAGACCCAUUGGAGAAAGUUGUGAUCUUUUUAAGGGAAGUUGGGUGAAAGAUGAGAAUCAUCCAAUUUAUAAACCAGGGUCUUGCCCUUAUGUGGAUGAGGCUUUUGAUUGUCAGACUAAUGGUAGGCCAGACUCACAAUAUCUUAAAUGGACAUGGAAGCCAUAUGGAUGUCAUCUUCCAAGGUUUAGUCCAUCAGAUUUUUUGAAGAGAUUGAAAGGAAAGAGGCUGAUGCUGGUUGGGGACUCAAUGAACCGGAACCAGUUCGAAUCUCUCCUUUGCCUUCUUCGUGAAGGCCUCACUAAUAAGAGUAAAAUGUACGAGAUCCAUGGGUAUAAGAUAACAAAAGGAAGAGGCUAUUAUGUUUUCAAAUUUGAGGAUUAUAACUGCACAGUUGAAUUCGUGCGCUCACACUUCCUUGUUAGAGAAGGAGUACGUAUCAAUCCUCAAGGAAGCUCAAAUCCAACUCUAUCAAUAGAUCGCAUCGACAAAACAUCUAAUCGUUGGAAGGGAGCUGACAUUCUUAUCUUCAAUACGGGGCAUUGGUGGACUCAUGGAAAGACUGCCAGGGGGAAAAAUUAUUAUAAAGAAGGUGAGCAAAUAUACCCUAAAUUUGAUGCCGUUGAAGCUUAUAGGAGAGCAUUGAAGACCUGGGCUAAGUGGAUUGACGAAAACAUGAACCGUGAAAAGUUGAUUAUAUAUCGUGGCUACUCUUCAGCUCACUAUAGAGGCGGAGAUUGGGAUUCAGGUGGAAGUUGUAAUAAAGAGAGUGAACCUGUUUCGAAAGGAGCAAUCCUUGGAAACUAUCCUUUGAAAAUGAAGAUUGUGGAGGAGGUGAUUAAGGAAAUGCAGUUUCCAGUAGUCCUUUUAAACGUAACACAGUCAACAAAUUUCCGCAAGGAUGGCCACCCGUCUGUGUAUGGUAAGGUUGGUAAAAAGGGUAAGCAAGAUUGUAGCCAUUGGUGUCUACCGGGAGUCCCCGAUGCAUGGAAUGAGCUAAUCUAUGCCACUUUAGUGUUGCAACAAUGAGCUGAGGCUGUUGUGCAGCAAAUGUAAGAGUGUCUUGUAACAUUGUAAAAUGAGUUGAAUAUAGUUAAAUCAUUUUUGAAUGAAGUUGCAUCAUUUCAGUUUUUUUGUACUAAAAUUAGACAGUAUAUUCUUAUUUCUAGGAUCAACUCACUUCAAGUUUUGUAAUACCAAACUUAUGCUGCUUCACCAAUUAGCAAUGUUAUUUUAUUUUUUCUAGAGAAGUAUUCAAAACAUCUCUAAAUUUGUCGUGAAUUAUUAGUUU